Messenger RNA from Pyrus x bretschneideri (Chinese white pear), 1190 nucleotides. Its product is annotated as epoxide hydrolase A-like. The transcript is spliced from 3 exons. NCBI's taxonomy places the organism in Eukaryota, Viridiplantae, Streptophyta, Magnoliopsida, Rosales, Rosaceae. Bases 16 to 966 code for a protein of 316 amino acids. Gene Ontology annotation, molecular function: hydrolase activity. The record is from RefSeq and is a predicted model, not a curated record.
ACACACCCAGAGUCAAUGGAGAAAAUCGAGCACACGACGGUGCGCACAAACGGCAUAAACAUGCACGUAGCUUCAAUCGGAGCAGGCCCACCGGUGCUCUUCCUUCACGGAUUCCCGGAGCUCUGGUACUCCUGGCGCCACCAGCUUCUCUCCCUCUCCUCCUUGGGCUACCGCUGCAUAGCCCCCGACCUCCGAGGCUUUGGUGACACCGACGCGCCGCCGUCCCCGACGUCCUACACGGCCAUGCACAUAGUCGGAGACCUCAUCGGGCUGCUUGACCAUCUGGGUAUUGACCAAGUAUUCCUGGUUGCCCACGACUGGGGCGCCGUCAUGGCCUGGUGGUUCUGCCUGUUCCGGCCCGACCGGGUGAAAGCCUUGGUCAACAUGAGCGUGGCUUUCAGUCCCAGGAAUCCAAAGAGGAAGCCCGUCGAUGGUUUCAGGGCAUUGUUUGGCGAUGAUUAUUACAUUUGCAGGUUUCAGGAACCUGGAGAGAUUGAAAAAGAUUUUGAUAGCAUUGGUGCUGCAGCGGUCAUGAAACGUUUUCUUUCCAGCCGCAGUCCAAAACCUCCAUGCAUACCUAAGGACCGAGGAGUAAAAUCUUGGGCUGCUCCAGUAACCUUGCCCGCUUGGCUGACAGAAGAGGAUCUUAGCUAUAUUGUCAGCAAGUUCAGCAAGUCGGGAUUUACUGGAGGAUUGAAUUACUAUCGAGCUUUGAACUUAACCUGGGAGCUUACGGGACCAUGGACAGGGCUACAAAUCAAGGUACCGGUUAAGUUUAUCGUGGGCGAGCUGGACAUCACCUAUAAUAUCCCAGGCGUCCAGGACUACAUACAUAAAGGUGGCUUCAAAAGGGAUGUGCCAUUUUUGCAAGAGGUGGUUGUGAUGGAAAAUGCAGCUCACUUCAUUGCCCAGGAGAAGCCCGACGAAGUCAGUCAGCAUGUGUAUGACUUCAUAAAGAAGUUCUGAUUUCUGUUAGCUAGAUCAGCGAGCCGGCUUCCUGCAGUUUGUUUCGCUUUGCAGUUACUUCUAUGCAAUUACAGGGUAGGCGUGAUGAUGUCUGAAAUAUGGUGCGACCUUAUGGUGUUGUGCUCCUUAUCUCGAAUAAUUUCGUCCUUCGGGUUUGCUGGUUCUGUAAUAAUCAUCCCCAUCAUGUAAAAAUGAAAAUAAAGAGCUUGGUCUGUAUUCAAUUA